Cynara cardunculus var. scolymus (artichoke) is the source of this 722-nucleotide messenger RNA. RefSeq names its product replication protein A 14 kDa subunit B-like. The record is from RefSeq and is a predicted model, not a curated record. Bases 245 to 565 code for a protein of 106 amino acids. Gene Ontology annotation, biological process: DNA repair; DNA replication; DNA recombination. NCBI's taxonomy places the organism in Eukaryota, Viridiplantae, Streptophyta, Magnoliopsida, Asterales, Asteraceae. Gene Ontology annotation, cellular component: nucleus. Gene Ontology annotation, molecular function: DNA binding. The transcript is spliced from 3 exons.
GGUCUCACACAAUUCGGUUAGGCACGUGGAAAUCAAAGCACAACCAUCAGCCAACCCGCGUCCGACCACAUGGGUUAUGGGUUUGGCGGGAACUUUCACCGCCCCUAUCACUUUAGGGCUCCAAAAUAUAAAAGAAGUAGCAUUUUAAGAAUUUUCAAUCUGUUUGUAUAAUCUCGGAUUCUCUCCUGUUCUGAUACUUCCGAUUCGCCUUCUUGUAAGUCGAUUCAACGCACAGCACCAGGAAAUGGAUACAUCAAACCCAGCUGUUCUUGUGAAUGCUGACCUGCUUCGCAGUUACGUGGGCAGAAGAGUACGGACAGUGAUUCAGGUAAUUCGGCCUGAUGCUGGUGGUCUCAUUGGGAGAUCGACAGAUGAAAAGCAAAUUGUUGUAAAGGGUCAUCCGCCGUCUCCUCUUACUACUUUCAUUGAAGUAAUUGGUGUUGCUGAUACUACACAAUCCAUCUGUGCAGAGAUAAUGACCAACUUUGGCGAUACAUUUGAUACAAAUAACUUCAACCAACUUUGCCAACUUGCUAAUGGGGACUUUAGGCACUUGUUUAUCUAAGGAGUCUCUCUGCUAUGAAUGAUCCCAGAUGCCUCUGCUUUGAUCGAGAUCGAACCUUGGCUAUUCCUGUAACCUUUGUGGAUCUUUUUCCAUUUUGUUGGCAUUUCGUAUCAAUUGCGUGGCUGUGCUAAUGCAAAAAGUUUGGACCUUGUCUUGC